AAUAGGUUGAGGGUCCUAGCAUGUCAAAAAGGGAAGAGCAUUAGAUCGAAGAUAAUUUCCUUUCCUUCAUAUUAUUUAGAGCUAGAGUGCUUUGUAGGGUGUCUGUCAACAAUAUGGCAGAGGAUGUGGAGAAGUAUCUAGCAAGCAAGUUCAAGAACAAACUGGAAAUGAGCUCAAAAUGCCGAUUUCACAGCCAAUUUGUGAAGUUGAGCGAACUGAUCGAGCACAUCCUUGGUUCACCGUUCCCAAAGGAGAGAUCACUAAACCAAGAGUUAGUCCUGCUCAACAACGCCCUCGAGGAGUGCCGGACGAUCUCUAUGAAGAAAGCUCUUGUCUCCCCAAACAAGAUAUUUACACAAUUGAGCAGCUUGGAGAAGAUCAGGCAGGACCUGGAAGGAAUGAAGAAAUCAAUUGCCGACCUGGCCAAUAACGCCUGCCCAAGGCCGAGGGAGGACAGGGCCGAGAUCUCCCGUGAGGUCACCACCAGGGAAGUCGAUUCCUCCAGGGUUCGUGGGCUCAAGGAAGAGGUCAUGUCCCUUGAGAGGCUGCUUCUAGAUCCCAAGAGAGCAGAUAGCUUCAAGGCGGUUGGGAUCGUGGGGAUGAGAGGGGUUGGGAAGACAACACUUGCCCAGAUGAUUUGUGAUAAGCAAGAAGUCAAGGAUAAGUUCGUGCCGAGGAUUUGGGUAUGCGUUUCCCACCAGCCAAACAUGGCUAAAGAAGAACUGAAUGCUGCCGUUGCCAAGAGGAUCCUAACCCAUCUAGGAAUUAAUGAGGCCAUGAGUGGUUCGAUUUAUUCGAGCCAUGGCCUUAGGGGGCUGCUCUAUGCUCUUCAUCUGCAACUAGCUGGUAAAAGAUAUCUGAUAGUGCUCGAUGAUGUGUGUGGCACGGACCCCUGGUACGAGAUGCUAAGUUCGUGCUUUAAGUGCGAGGAUGGCACGGAAGAAUGGGACAAGAGGCUUGCGCACGGGCUGCCCAAGGGGUCAGGCGGGGCAGUUAUUGUCACAACAAGGUUCGAGGAAGUAGGGAACUUCAUGAUCGGGAGAGACAACCUGCACUUUCUACAGCCAUUCUCGGACCCUGAGAUCUGUUGGACGAUAUUCAAAGAUGAGGUUAAAAGAAACGGGGUCGACGAUAUCAAUAAUGUCGAGCAGGUGGAUAAACUGAAGACAGAGCUCGCAAAUAAGUGCGAUGGGCUUCCACUGGCUGCAAGAGUUAUGGGUCAGUUCUUCGUAGAGCAGCUCAAUGAGAAGCUGAAGCCAAAACAAAGCCACCACGGUUCGGGCUAAUGUGAUAAACCGUCCUGUCUCAAGUGAGCUAUGCUCAUCGUAUUGGCUUAGAUGAAAUGCAGUAUGUGAUCAUAUCCAAAGUCCAUAUGAAGACCAAAUCAUGUCUACGAUCGAAUAACUAGUUUCGGGACUCGCUUUUGUGGUUAAGGUUGGAUUUCGUGGCUUUGUUGUUUUUGUAAUUUGUGUCUGGCAAGAGUAACACGAACAUGCUUAUUUCUAAUCAAAUGAACGGGAGAAAACUGAGUGUUUCUGAAUA
Molecule: messenger RNA, 1542 nt
Organism: Punica granatum (pomegranate)
Lineage: Eukaryota; Viridiplantae; Streptophyta; Magnoliopsida; Myrtales; Lythraceae
Source: RefSeq, a predicted model, not a curated record